Molecule: messenger RNA, 841 nt
Organism: Sciurus carolinensis (gray squirrel)
Lineage: Eukaryota; Metazoa; Chordata; Mammalia; Rodentia; Sciuridae
Gene: Lyg2
Product: lysozyme g2
Exons: 5
Coding region: 122-760 (212 amino acids)
Biological process (GO): peptidoglycan catabolic process; defense response to Gram-positive bacterium
Cellular component (GO): extracellular region
Molecular function (GO): lysozyme activity
Source: RefSeq, a predicted model, not a curated record
AGAAAUGACUCUAAGCUUUUUUAUAAUUCAGAGCAACUUCCCUUAAGACAUAUUUACAUUUUAAAAUUAAUCGGUUUCUAUUUCAAAUCAGAACAGGUCCUGGCGGAUAAGAUUCACCACCAUGCUGCCCUCUGUUGUGUUUUGGGGACUUACAGUCCUUAUUGGCACUUCCAGGGGCUCCUACCCAUUCACCAAUUCCAUGAACCCUCACCCGCAUCCUCACCUGUACCACGGCUGCUACGGGGACAUCAUGACCAUGGAGACCUCAGGGGCCCCCUGUGACGUAGACAAUUUGAUUAACUGCGGGAUCCGUGGCUCUGAAAUGUUUGCUGAGAUGGAUUUGAAGGCCAUAAAGCCUUAUCAGACUCUGAUCAAGGAAGUGGGGCAGAGGCACUGCAUUGACCCUGCUAUUAUUGCAGCCAUCAUCUCCAGAGAAAGCCACGGGGGAGCUAUCCUGCAAGAAGGCUGGGACCACCGGGGACUUAAAUUUGGCCUGAUGCAGCUUGAUAAACAAAUUCACCGUCCUGUUGGUUCCUGGGACAGCAAAGAGCACCUUUUGCAAGGUGCUGGUAUUCUCACAGACAGAAUUAAGGCAAUCCAGAGAAAAUUCCCCAAGUGGAGUGCUGCUCAACACCUUCAAGGUGGUCUCUCUGCCUUUAAGUCAGGAAUUGAAACCAUUGUUACCCCUGCAGACAUAGACACUGACCUCACCAAUGAUCUUCUUGCCAGAGCUAAAUUCUACAGAAGACAUGGCUUCUAGGCAAAGCUCUGUAUGUGGGCCAUGUUGGUAGGAUACACAAAUACCCCCUCUUUAAGUUUGAUAUGAAUGUGUUGUACUUAA